This is a messenger RNA of Trifolium pratense (red clover), 1311 nucleotides long. Its product is annotated as GDSL esterase/lipase At5g14450-like. The record is from RefSeq and is a predicted model, not a curated record. Gene Ontology annotation, molecular function: hydrolase activity, acting on ester bonds. The transcript has 5 exons. Lineage: Eukaryota; Viridiplantae; Streptophyta; Magnoliopsida; Fabales; Fabaceae. Bases 127 to 1287 code for a protein of 386 amino acids.
CAACACACGUGACUUUAAGCCGUUUGGGACACAAAUAAGCAUAAGCUCCAAAAUCACAACUAUAUAAAGAGAACCCUUCUGCUUUAUAGUAUUCCACAGAUUUGAUUAUUUUCUGCAGUGAAAAUAAUGAGUUCCCUCAAAUAUUUUACUGCUAUUGUUUUGUUAAUUUCAUGGUUUCUGAGUAUUCAAGCAGAGAAAUCCUCAAAAUCAUGUGAAUUUCAAACUAUCUUUAAUUUUGGUGACUCAAAUUCUGAUACUGGUUCUAUGUCAGCAGCAUUUUACCCUGCUAUUUUGCCUUUUGGUGAAACCUUCUUCCAUGAGGCUGUUGGCAGAGCUUCUGAUGGUCGUCUCAUCAUAGAUUUCAUCGCCAAGCACCUUGGAUUGCCAUUUUUGAGUGCAUAUAUAAACUCAAUUGGAACAACCUAUAGGCAUGGUGCAAACUUUGCUGCAGGGUCAUCAACCAUCAUGAGACAAAACAAGACCAUCUUUGAGGGCGGAACACCAUUCACAGUUGACAUCCAAAUAGUACAGUUUAGUAAUUUUAAAUCGCGCACCGGGAAGUUCUUCACGCAAGAAAAUGGAAGUUCCUACAGAAAACACUUUCCAAAACCAGAGGACUUUGCCAAAGCUAUCUACACAUUUGAUAUUGGUCAAAAUGAUAUUGCUGAUGUUAUUAGUAAGGUGGGAAAGGAAGAUUCCCAUGUAUUGAUCUCAAACAUUGUGGAAUAUUUUUCAACACAAAUUCAAAGUCUACAUUUUUAUGGAGCAAGGACAUUUUGGAUACACAACACAGGACCUAUUGGUUGUCUUCCAGUGGCAAUGCCCAUUCACAAUGCACAAAACAACCAAACUCAAGUGGCUGGUUAUGUUGAUCAAAAUGGAUGUGUCAAUUACCAAAAUGAUUUGGCCAAGGAGUUCAAUAAAAAGCUUAAAGAUAAAGUAGUCAAAUUAAGGGAACAGUUCCUUGAUACUUCUUUUAUAUAUGUGGACAUGUUCUCUGCAAAGUAUGAACUAAUUAGUAAUGCUAAUAAAUCAGGAUUUGUUGACCCUUCUAAAAUAUGUUGUGGAUAUCAUGAAGAUGGUUACCAUGUGUAUUGUGGAAAUAAAAAAACGAUUAAUGGUAAAGAAAUUGUUCCUGGUUCUUGUGACGAUCCAUCGAAAUACAUUAGUUGGGAUGGAGUGCACUACACUGAGGCAGCAAAUCAUUGGAUUGCCAAUAGAAUAGUUGAUGGUUCAUUUUCAGAUCCACCACUUCCCAUUUCACAAUCAUGUCAAAUAACUCAUUAGCAUUAUAUAUAUAUAUAUAUAUAU